AAUUUUUGUUUUUUUCCAUGAUCGGUGAGGUGUGCAAGGCGCACCUACCGGUACCCCAUACCGCAGUCAGUUUUCAAAGCCUCCAUUUUCUCCGAGAGCCGAGCAAGGAUACAAGUGUCAAUUGGAGAGACGAGAGGGAGUAAGUGAAAUCGAGUGGACGAUGAAGGACCUUCCAGAGGGCCAUACACCUCCUUUGAGUGAUCUGGAGGAUGAUGAUGAAGUGAGCUCCAAGCCAAUGAUGAGAAAUUCCAAGAAGAAGAAGAAGAAGGAACGAGUGAUUGACUACACACAGUACAGUUUUUUCCAGCGCUUUUACAUGCGCAUGGCGCGUUGGCCCCGUGUUCACUUCUGGGUGUCUUUUGUGGUUGCCCUCACAUUGAGCAUUGUGGGGUUUGUCGUUGGUGAUUUCACCGUGGCGGCCGACAAUGCCGGCUGGCAAUCACGGGGCACUUUGAUUGCCGAUCGACAGACCCAGGCCAUGUUGGUCACGUAUAAUCUCUACAACUUGACGACCGACGAAUCAGCAUGGGAUGAAUUGAUCGACAAUGUCCAACCAGGAUGGCAGAAUGGUCUCGAUGAUGACAACUACAAUGGAAGGAGACUUACGAGUACUACAACUACACAAGUAGACCAAGAAGAAAACGAAGAGUGGUGCUGGAAAGACGCACUGGUGCCCCAUCAGGGACCCGGCAUGGACUUUGGUCGUCGUGGAGACCGUGCUCGGAAGGAUGCUCGUAACUUACGAAAACCGUCGAGUGACACGCAGAAACAGUUCAUGCGCGUCUUACUCCAAAGGCAAUUGAACGUAGAAGCUUCCUACAACUCCUCUUCGUUGAACGCCCUUGUGGGCUCUCUCUUCCCGGGAUUGGAGGGAUGCGAUGUAGCCUGGUAUGUCGAUGGACGCAUGGACGACUAUCCCUUUACUCGGCAUCUAUGGCCUGUAUGGAAGGUUCUCAACGAAGGACAAUCCGCAUUGGAUCAGCAAGUAUUUCAAGAUCUAUGUCAUUCCGAGCAAGAAACACAAAACUAUCUCAAGGAGCAAAACCUCUGUGAAGGGUGCAAUGGUCCUCAGCAAUGCCUGCCGCCGUAUUCCCUCGUUCUCUUGGCACGUCUUGCCAUUCCCGAUGGCAUGGCUAUGGAUUGUGAAACACUCUCACAAACUUUCGUUGCAGGAGGGUAUCAGGAAGAAACAAAAGCCACGUUUCAAGAAUGCGUGGAUGCCCUGGUGGGAUCUGAUUUUAUCGACACGGGACGAAUGCCCACCGAAUGUCCCCUGGGCUUUUAUCCCAGUGUACUCGAUGAAUUCUUUCAAACGGCCAACGAUGGACGCAUCACCUACACAUCCAGCAUUUACCGAACACCCGUGGACGAGGACACGGUGGAGGACACGGUGCGCGCCUUGUACGAACGAGUCGAUUACUUUCACAAGGGAACCGAAAACAUUGAAGGAGCUUACGAUACACAGUACGAAGAUUUUGCAACGCUGCUCUCCGAAACGGCCGUCAACAGUGACAUGGCAUUGGCGGCGGGAAGUGCCAUUACCACUGUCUUUGCCCUCAUGAUUCACACCCGAUCAUUUUUCCUCAGUUUUGUUGGUAUUGUCCAGAUCUGUCUCUCCUUUCCACUGGCAUACUUUACCUAUUACUUUUUGGGAGGAUUGACCUUUUUCCCAUUUCUCAAUUUCAUUGGAGUCUUUGUGGUGUUUGCGCUUGGUGCAGAUCAUGUCUUUGUAGCAGUCGACAAGUGGAAGAAUGCCCGCAAGGAUUUUCCAGAGGACACCACGGAAGAAAUUGCCGCCAAGGCAUUGCCCGACAGUGCCGAAGCCAUGCUCUUGACCACGUCCACUACGGCGAUUGCGUUUUUUGGAACCGCGAUUUGUCCCGUGGCUCCGGUCCGGCUUUUUGCCAUUUUUUGUGGACUACUCAUUGUCUGGGAUUACAUUAUGGAUAUUCUACUCGUUUUCCCGAGUCUGUGCAUCUAUGAUCAGUAUCUGGAACGAGUCGACAAACCAAACUGUUGCAUGACCUGUCACUGCUGUCAUCGCUUCGAAGGAGGCAAACACGAAAUUAACGAUGACAGCGAGUUAGUAGAUAAGGACGAGGCUGAGAAAAAGCAAGAACACGCCAAAUAUGACGAUGAUGGCAACAUGAUUCAAAAUUUGACCCAAAACUUGCAGGAACAAGCCCACGAGUUGAACGUUGUAAAUUUGCACAAUCGCUACAAGGACAUUGAUGAAGACCACAAACCCAGUCUCAUUCGACGAGUGCUAUUGGGGUAUUAUCACGUCUUGCACACACUGCGAUAUCCGCUAUUGGUGGCUUGUGCGGUAGCCUAUGGACUAUGCCUCUGGAAAGCAUCCCAACUAAGGCUUCCCUUGACGCCCGAUGUGCGACUCUUCCGAGAAGACCACGAAUUCGAAAAAUCCAAUGCCUGGCGGUUGCACCUGCUCAGCGAUGUUUUGUACAAAUCAGCGGGAUCGUAUGCAGUAAUGCUGUGGGGAACCAUUCCGGCCGACACGGGCGAUCACAACAAUCCAAGAUCGUGGAGUCAGCUGGUCUUGGACGACUCGUUUGAUCCGUCAACCACAGAGGCGCAAGAGUACAUGCUCGGGUUUUGUGACAAGUUCUUCAACCAGACCAACAGCAGCCAAUUCGAUGAGGACGCCUGUCCCAUUGAUAGCUUUGAUGCAUGGUUGCGGUCCGAGUGGAAUGCCUCGCAAACAGAGAAUGCUACCGUCAGUGAAGCCUACCUGAAGUCGUGUGGGUUUGCAUGGGGGUUGCCCAUUUCUCCGUCAGUCUUUCAUGAAUGUACUUCGGCAUGGGCGGACGAAGUGGAUGAUUAUCGUGUGCUCUCGCGGGACGGGAUUGUGGAAAUCAUAUUUUUCGAAUAUGCUAGCCCGGUGCGAUAUGACAGCCCUAGCGACAAGUUGGAUGAAGAAUGGCACGCGACAGAGGAUUGGUUGACCGAAGUGCAAAAAUCAGCUCCACCAGAAGUCAGCAAGGCAUUCUUCUCGUCACAUGACUUCUGGUGGUACGACACCAAUCUGCAAAUGUUCAGUACGGCACUUGGAUCAGCAGCGAUCGCCAUUUCGGCUUCAGCAGUUAUCAUUUUGCUAUCGUCGCGGUCUAUAGUCAUGACGAUCUUUUCGGUCCUCUGCGUGGGCUAUGUAUUGUCCAGUGUCACAGCAAUGAUAGUUACGAUUGGUUGGAGGUUGGGAUUCUUGGAAUCCAUCUGCUUUGCCAUUUUGAUUGGAAUUUCGGUGGACUUUGUGAUUCACUUGUCUCAUGCCUACACGUCGUUGCCAGGCACAGUUCCAAGAGAGAAACGAGCCAAACACGCUCUGAUCUAUAUGGGUCCUUCCAUCUUGGCUGCGGCUGUUACCACCAUUGCUGGUGCGGCUGUCAUGUUGUUUUGCAUCAUUACAUUCUUCACCAAGUUUGCCACUAUCCUGUUCUUCACAAUCAUCCAGUCCAUUCUGGGGAGCUUUGUUGUCUUUUUGGUCUUGGCGGACACCCUUGGUCCUGCCACGCCGACAUACAUGGCGGAUAAACUCUGUGGAGUUGACACCACACCCGACGAAUCCACGAAAGCAUCCACAAAGGAAACAAAACCAGCACAAGUCGGAGGCGAGCUGGCGGAUGGAUCGCUGACAAAAACACCCGAUGCUUCUGUCAUGAACAAUGAGAUGUGGGGCAGUGUGCUCGAGGAAGAAGUUGAAUGUUAGGAAAGUAUUUGGACAUAUAUUAGAAGACAAUUACAUACUCAGAAUUUGAUGUCCAGGUAUGGGUUAGGAAAAGGGUACCAGAACCGAAGAUUGGUCCAAACCUCUUGUCAUCCACUGACUGAAGAGUUCAUUCCCCCACCGUCUCACCUCUGCGAAUCAACUGGCUUAUAUGCUAAAACGGAAGCCGGCUUGGAGACUAAGGGAGAUGAGGUAACAAACAAGCUUAACUACAGUGAAUUAUUUACCUCCACUACGCUUCAAAUGCUCUCUGGAAUCCUUUUUGCCGUUUUUUGGUCCCUUCAUUUUUCUUCUCCAACCGACCC
This is a messenger RNA of Seminavis robusta, 4047 nucleotides long. NCBI's taxonomy places the organism in Eukaryota, Bacillariophyta, Bacillariophyceae, Naviculales, Naviculaceae. The record is from the annotation of a GenBank genome assembly.